AUGUCAGUCCGAACAAGUAGUAUUAUUGAACAUGAUCAUUAUUCAUCUAUUCCGGAUUUAAUUGCUAAAAAACGUGAUGGUUAUGAACUUGAUCCUAAUGAAAUUAAACAAUUCAUAAGUGGACUUACAAAUGGUGAUGUUCAAGAUUGUCAUGUUGGUGCUAUGCUUAUGGCUAUGUUUAUUCAAGGUAUGAGUGAAAGAGAAAUAUGUUCAAUGACAAUGAGUAUGCGUGAUAGUGGUGAACGUUUACAAUGGCCAAAAUAUCGUGGUUCAGUUGUUGAUAAACAUUCUACAGGUGGUAUUGGUGAUAAAAUAAGUAUACCAUUAGCACCAGCACUUGCUGCAUGUCAUUUAAAAGUACCUAUGAUGGCUGGUCGAGGUUUAGGUAUAACUGGUGGUACAUUAGAUAAACUUGAAUCUAUGCCUGGUUAUCAAACACAAUUAAAGGAUGAACAAAUUACUGAAUUAAUAUCAACAGUUGGUUGUGGAAUAUUUUCUCAAUCACUUGAACUUAAUCCAGCUGAUCGUUAUUUAUAUGCUAUACGUGAUGUAACAGCAACUGUACCACAUCAUGCAUUAAUUGUAUCAUCAAUAUUAUCAAAAAAAUCUAUUGAAGAUCUUGAUGCACUUGUUCUUGAUGUUAAAUAUGGUGCAUCAGCAUUUAUGAAAACAACUGAACAAGCUGAAAUUUUAGCUGAAUGGUUAUAUAAAGUAUCAGAAUUACUUGGAAUGAAAACAUGUUGUUAUGUAACGGAAAUGAAUAAUCCAAUUGGAUUUUGUAUAGGUAAUGCAAUUGAAAUUGAAGAAUCAUUAGAUCUUAUGAAAUAUAAAAUAAAUCGUUCAAAAGAUUUAGAAGAAUUAGUUUGUGAACAAGGUGGUCGACUUCUUUUACUUAUAAAUAAAGUUCAAACAAUUGAACAAGGUCGUGAAAUGAUUCGUGAAACAUUUCAAAAUGGUUCAGCUUUAGAAAAAUUUCGUGAUAUGAUUAUUGCUCAAGGUGUAUCAAAAACGAUUGCUGAACAAUUAAUUAGUAAUGAUGAUAAAAUAGUUAAUUCAAUUUUAAAACUUGCUCAUAAACAUCAUCAUGCAUUAGCAUCACAAACUGGUUUUAUUCAAUCGAUUGAUUCAUAUAAACUUGGUACAAUUGUUCAACGUCUUGGUGGUGGUCGAUUAAAAUCAACUGCUAAAAUUGAUCAUUCAAUUGGUAUUCGUUUAUUAAAACAUGUUGGUGAUGAAAUUCAAGAAAAUGAACCAUGGGCUUUAUUAUAUGCAAAUGAUAAUGCAGCAAAUCAUUAUCCAAAAUUUUUAGAUGAUUUUCAUACAGCAGUUCAGAUUAGUUCAACACCAGUUGCACCAUUACAACGUAUACAUAAAAUAUUAUCAUAA
Molecule: messenger RNA, 1386 nt
Organism: Rotaria sordida
Lineage: Eukaryota; Metazoa; Rotifera; Eurotatoria; Philodinida; Philodinidae
Source: the annotation of a GenBank genome assembly